Mercenaria mercenaria is the source of this 3036-nucleotide messenger RNA. RefSeq names its product crotonobetaine/carnitine--CoA ligase-like. The record is from RefSeq and is a predicted model, not a curated record. Bases 14 to 1555 code for a protein of 513 amino acids. NCBI's taxonomy places the organism in Eukaryota, Metazoa, Mollusca, Bivalvia, Venerida, Veneridae. The transcript has 2 exons.
GUUAACGCAACUGAUGUAUUCAGAAAGUAAUGUUAAAGGUGAGAAACUGACAAAUUUUGGAAAAUUUGGACUUAAAACAAUUCCAGAUUAUUUGAAAUAUUAUGCUGAAAAACUAAAAGAAAAUGAAGCAUUUGUUUUUGCUUCUGGAGAAAGAAAAUUUUGGGAUGUCGUUAGCUGGAAAAUGCUUUAUGAAAACUCAUUUUCCACUGCCAUGUCACUUGUACAAAUUGGAGUCAAGGAAAGAGAGUUAGUGGCUGUCAACUUGAGGACAUGUCCGGAAUGGCUAUACAUAACGUUUGGUGCGAUGAUGGCUGGAGCAAUACCGGUGCCUAUUGCGUUUGUUUACGAGGACGGCAGUGACAUUAUUGAAGUAAUGAAACGGUUAGAGAAAUGUUCAACAUUAGUGAUGGAUCCAGGAUGGGACGGAGAAAACUUGAAAAUCAUCAAAAGGCUUGUUAACUCUUGUAAUGACAGUGGAGAAGUUGAAUGUGAACAAAUGCCAUACCUGAGGAACCUAAUAGUUCAUGAUCCAGCGAAUAUCGAACCACAGUUUAAAUGCAGACGAUUGGAUGAUCUAGUGAAUGAAACGGAUAACGAAAUCAAGCUACCACCAAUAGAUGAAGACGAGAUAGCGGUGUUGUUGCAGACAUCAGGAAGCACAGGAAUAGCGAAACUGGUUGCACAUACUCAUAAAUCAUUAUUAUUGACGUGUUUGUUUCAAGACUGUGGCUGGUUCACUCCGGAGAAUGUGUACUUCAAUGACCCCCAUUCACGUGGAUUGGAGGACUGCCCUUGUCUUGUCUCAUUGGUCAGAAACGUACUGGCCGGUGAAGAUGAUCCUCACUGGAGGUCAGCCACUAACAAGAAGUAUAGUGUCAAGUAUUGGAAGUGUUUGCAAAUAUCUAUGCUGCGGUUACGGGCAACCGAAUUCAUAUUGAUGUCCUCAAUGGUUGUCGACGACCCCGAACAAUUUACAGAAUAUGCGUGUGGAAGGGUGGUAGCAGGACCUGGCUUAGAGGUUAAAAUUGUUGAUGACAACGAACAGAUAGUUCCAGUGAAUACAGGGGGUGAAAUUUACAUCCGUAGCCCUUGUAUGUUCAAAGGUUAUUUCAAUGAUAAAGUCAGAACUGAUCGUGUAAAAUCAAAGGAUGGUUGGUACAGAACGGGCGAUCUUGGUAAAAUGAAUGAAGACGGGUUUUUCUAUAUUGAUGGAAGGAAAUCAAAUAUAAUAAUAUCUGGCGGCAUAAAUGUCUUACCGGAAGUUAUGGAACCUGUUAUAAAAGCUUGCCCAGGCAUUGAAUCCGUUGUUGUGGUACCGGUUCCAGAUGAUGUCAGCUACCAGUUGCUUUGCGUAAGCAUAGUCCCAAAACCUGGAAGUGGACUAACUGCGGCACAAGUUCAAACCUUUUGUGAAGGUUUACACAAUGAUAGAAAGGGUGUGUUUACAGUCCUUCCGAAGUUUUAUCUAUUAUUUGCGAAGUUUCCAGAGACAAGAACCGGUAAGACGUCGAGAAUCGAAUUGGCAAGAAUUGCUGCAGCUUCCGUAAAAGGAUAACAGGAAAGAAAAUGUUGAUAAAGAGACUGGGUAUCUGAACAUAGCCUCCUAUAACCAGUAUAUAGCAAAAUGAAACACACACAUAUACGUAUACCAUUAGACUGCAUAACAAGUUGUCAAGACACUCUUAAUAUAAACUGUUAUACUGUAAAAUGUUCUUUUUUAUUCCAUCGAAAUCGAAGACCCCGAAAGCAUAUCUUGUAGUUCAUCACUUAUUUUUGCACUCAUAUCAUUUCACAGUUUUCAUUCAAUCAUAAACAUCAUCAACAUGCAAUGGGCAUUGUCUCAAAACAUUACUAGAUUCUAAGCAGCCUUUUAAUCUUCUGCGUCCAUCUAGAUAUGUUUUGCAACUGAACCUCUCGCCUAAAGCUGUAUCUGUUCUGUUGCCGCAACUAUUGCUAGCUUAGCAAUUAUGCACAUUAUAAAAUUUGGUUGAUACGUCUUCGAAAUAAUGAUGUAGUCUGACAGGAAACCAAACAAUAAAAACUAUGUUGGCUGAGUUCUGUUAGCUUCGGUUUAUCGUUCAGUUGCCUCUUGUCUUUAACCCCUAGUCUGCUAAAUUUUUAAAAUAGACUUGUCCAUCAUUCAAUUUGGGCACUACCACUUACUAUUCAAAGGGGUGUUAAAUAAAGAUUUACUGACUGAAUAGCAAACAGUGCAAACCAUGUGCAGGCUGACCUUGGUCUGCACUGGUCUCAAAGGCAGAAUCACUUGCCGGCAGCAGGCUAAAGGUAAUCCGGAGCGCAGUCGGAACGGUUAUAUUCUAUGUCGUCCGAUACAACGUAUUUUUUCUUCUUCCUUUUUUUUGUCUGCGAAACUACGUCUCUUCGUUCUUGCUCUUGAGCCAGUAAGAUUAAACGAAAAGAUACAAACUAACAAAAUGUCGUCAAUUUCUUCUUUUUGUGUGCCGCAGAACGGCCGAACUAAAGGACACAGGACCGAUGUCGAUUGAAAAGAACCAACAUAUAAGAUCUUUGAGAAACAGAAAAUUAAAUACUGGUACCCUGAUUUGAAACGAAUUCAUCUUUGACAUAAUUAAUACAUAAUGCUGUUUACAGGAAAUUGAUGUACAAAUAUAGUAAACUCUGAAAUAGAUAGAUAGAUAGAUAGAUUUAUUUCGGUAAGAUAGAUUUAUUUCGGUAAGGAGUGCACAUACAUGGACAAUUAAAAACAACAUGUAUAGUAAUUACAACAUAAUAACAUAAUACAUACAUGAAAUUAAAAAUAGCCAUGACAGGCACACCGUCACCAAGGAUUACACAAAAAAGAGAAAACUCUUAUUUCCACUGUGGUCCUUUGUGUUGGUGGCAUGACAUAGAGAGGCAUAACAGAGUUUACAGAAUUAUGUGACUAGAUGGAAAUUGAAGUAUGUGACUAGAUGGAAAUUACACAGCUAUAUCAAAUAGAGAAUUAUGUGACUAGAUGGAAAUUGCACAACUAUUUCAAAAAGUAAAAUGCGAGCUUAAAUUAAAAUGUUCAUA